GGAAAAUAUGGCGCCGAGAUGAAGGAAGAAAAGACGAACGCUGUGAUUAAUUUUUCCGUAAGGAACGAAGGAUCCGUGCUGAAUAAAGAACAAUCUGAUCAGGGAGGCGACUGACGAAAAAACGCCGUGGUUGUUUCGAUGACAAGAGUGUUUUGAGUCCACUCCAACUUAGACACUGUUAUCAGGCAAAACCGUGUUGCGAUGGAGAAGCCAGUGUUACAGACGCAGCAUUCCGUGCUGCCAUUCUUCGAUACAGCCCAUGCUGUCAACCUGCUGCGCGGUAUCCACGAGCUCCGUGCUGAGCGCAAGUUUUUCGAUGUGACCCUGUGUGCCGAGGGGAAGGAGUUCCACUGCCACCGAACGGUUCUGGCCGCUGCCAGUACCUACUUCCGUGCCAUGUUUGCUGGUACGCUCCGUGAGAGCGCCAUGGACAGAGUGGCACUUCACGAGGUCUCGGCUGAGCUGCUCGGACUCCUUGUUGACUUCUGCUACACGGGCUGUGUGACCGUCACGUGCGACAACGUGGAUGUGCUGCUCAAGGCAGCUGACCUCUUUCAGUUCCCCUCAGUCAAGGCGGCGUGCUGCGCUUUCCUCGAGCAGCGCCUCGACGUCUCAAAUUGCCUCGAGAUCCAGGACUUUGCGGAGGCAUAUGCCUGCAGCGAGCUGGCCACCAGUGCCCGGCGCUUUGCGCUCAACAACAUUAUGGAGCUGGCCAAGGGUCAGGAGUUUGAGCGUCUCCCUUGGAAGCGCUUGCUGGAACUAGUCUCAGACGACGCAUUACGCGUGGACAAGGAGGAAACAGCUUACCAGAUAGCGGCACGCUGGGUUAAAGCUGACCCGCGGAGAAGGCUCCAGUACUGGCCUGAACUCCUUCAGCAGGUACGCCUGCCUUUCGUCCGACGCUUCUUCCUUCUAGCUCGGGUUGAGAGCGACCCACUUGUCUACCUAAAACCAGAGUGUCUGCGCCUGGUGGGCGAGGCACGCAGCUUCCAGUCGGGAGAGUACGACCGGCACGACCGUCCGUGCCAACGCAUGCGCCCUCGUCCUUCGACCGGUCUUGCCGAGAUCCUGGUUGUGGUGGGAGGUUGUGACCAAGACUGUGAUGAACUCGUGACCGUCGACUGCUUUAACCCGCAGACGGGCCAGUGGAGAUACCUUGCCGAGUUUCCCGACCAUCUUGGUGGAGGCUACAGCAUAGCAGCACUAGGCAAUGACAUGUAUGUCACAGGCGGCUCUGACGGUUCGCGGCUCUACGACGGCGUGUGGCGCUAUAACUCGAGCGUGAACGAGUGGACCGAGGUGUCGCCCAUGCUCAAACCACGCGAGUACCACAGCUCCUGUGUGCUGAAAGGCCAGCUCUACGUGGUGGCCUCGGACAGCACGGAGCGCUACGACCACGCACUGGACUGCUGGGAGACACUGACACCCAUGCUGCACCCCAUGGAUAACUGCUCAACGACAGUGUGCGGCGGCCGUCUCUAUGCUACCGGCUCGCUCACAGGCGAUAAUGCCAUGGCCAUCCAGUGCUACGAUGGCGACACCAAUCGCUGGAACCUGGUCAACUGCGGCCAGAUGCCUCCUUGGUCCUUCGCCCCCAAAUCAGUGACUCUCAAUGGACUCAUCUACUUUGUGAGGGAUGACUCUGCAGAAAUCGACACCUACGAUCCACAGAAGAACGAAUGGAACAAGAUUAGCCCGAUGAAUCAAGUCCACGUAGGUGGCAGCGUGUCGGCUCUAGGAGGCCGCCUCUACGUGUCCGGUGGCUAUGACAACACGUUCGAGCUGUCCGACGUGGUGGAGGUGUACGAUCCCGGCGCUCGCUCGUGGAGCCUAGCCGGUCGCCUCCCUCAGCCCACCUUCUGGCACGGCAGCGUCAGUAUCUUCCGCCAGUUCAUGCCCCUCGUGCCCAGUACUUUUGAGCCGGUCGACAUACCCGAGGCGGAAGACAUUCCCUUGCACCGCCACCAUCGGCACCACCAGGCUCUUCAAGAACUCAACAACGAGCUCAACCAGAACCACCGCAAUCGGGAAGUGAACCCGGCACGCUGAGGUUAUUGUCGAACUCAAAACUUAGUUACGCACUUUAUCACGUUUUCACCUCAAACGGAGAGCAACUUACUCUCUCCUUGUUCGCUUCUCUAAAUUCUCAUUAUGUUAGUGGGCUUGGUCAGUGUGGGAUUUGUUCCGCCAGCAUCGUUCUCAUCAGACUUUUUACUAUCAUUAUUACAACUAACUGAGUAAUUACAACUUAUUACAACUAAGAAAUAAUUACAUAAAAGCAUUGUGAUGCUUAAAAAAACAAACAAGAAAUGCACAUUUGCAUAAUAAUCAUUUGAGAGUUUAGUAAAGGAUUUUCUCUUAUGACUAGUGAAGGUAUUAGUUCCCUUAUCUAUGCAACUUAAUAAUAGAAUACUUAAUAAUUCAAACUAAUCGUACUGAAGUUUUUUUUGCUAACCAUUUCAUCUGGCCAAAUAAUAAUAUUCCAGUAAUGCAAAGGUUUAUUCCAAUAAAGCGCUUAAAGAAUGUUUUUUGUUUUUUUUUUCCGCAAAAGCAAAGUAUGAUCAGCUAUUAGAUUGGAUUUUAUAAGUAUGAAGUUCAACAUUUCAGUAAGAAGGCUAGAUGUAGACGUGACAUGAUCUUUAAUCAUUAUAAAGGUUUGAAAGAAGAAUAAAGAAGAAUUCAACAUAUAAUUGGCUGCUAUGAACCUGAGCUGUUUCAGAAAAAUGGUUAUUGUUUGUUAAGCCACACAGUGACCUAUGAAUCCUUUAAGCAUUAAAAAAACAUUUAACUAACUUAAGACAUUAACCAGUAAGCAAAGGUGCAGAUGACGACAGAUGAUCAGGCCGGUGAUUAGUGUACUGGUGAUGCUGGAUGCUGAGUGCUUCGACCGGAUGAGAGGGGAAACGAGGUCGCUGCUGAGGUUGUUACAUAAACAAAUCAUUUUUAAAUCUUGUAUUUUUAGGAAGUUUGCUGUCUGUCGCAGUAAAACAUUUGUUAGAGAGGUUGGCGCCAGUCUUUCGUACAGCUCUGUGUACAUACAGUACUGUGCAAGCAUCCUAGACACAUGCAAAUAAACUCUAAAGUUUAAAUAUCUUUAAAAAUAAAACGACUAGAAAAGGUAUUCAAAUAAACACAGUCGGUAUUAAGUGCAUCAGUGCAUUUUUAUCAAGGAAAUGAGCUGGUAAGGUUUUCUGAGCGUUUAUGAGAACCUGACACAGUUCUGACACGAGGCACUGGGAAUGUCAGACCUGUUAUAUAAGAACAGAUGAAACCAUGUAGACUUCAUUAUUAUUAUAGUCUGAAAAAUGGUGUAUUAUGUAAUCUGUUGCUACCUUGACUGCCAUACUAACGUUUAUCAUGUAUUGUUUGUUUUAUUCCGUUGGAAAAGUAAUAUUCAGAAUCAAUUUUUUUUUUCAUUAACACACGUCAUAAAAUAAACAUUUAGGACGAAUUAGAAUGCCUAAGAUGUUUGCACAGUACUGUGGAAAUGUUUUCCAGACCAGGCUAUUUUUUUUUUAUUUUUUAUUUUUUUAUUUCUUUCUCAUGGCACAAUGGGAAUACCAUGCAGUUUAAACGAUUUAGAUCAUCAGACUGCCAAGACUUUGGCAUUUAAACGAGGAGUCAAAGCGGGACUUUUAAUUGCACAAGAGUAAAAAAAAAUUAUAAUAAAUUCUCUAUGUAACCCCCUGCUACACUAAUGCCUUUAUCUUAGUGUUUCACUAUCGGUUGGAUACGGCCAAGGUAGAAACUUUUCUGAGUAUGUUGGAGGCAUGAUCGUAUGGACGUCCUUAAAACAUUCAAAUUACCGUACUGUUCUCAAAAUCUUCAGUAAAUGUCAAUCGGGUUCUUUUUCCGCCUUCAUACAUGAAAAAUUUCCUGGAAAAAGUCCCAGUUUGACUUGAACGGUCGAUUGAUCAACAUUUUAAAUAGAUUACUAGUUUCUUCUUGUUAUUAAUAUUGAUAUUAUAUAAUAUUAAUCUAUUCUACCAAUACUACUAUUGUAGUAAUGCAUGCUGGGUACAGGAGCCCUGCACCAUUUCUUAGUGUCCAUCACAAACAAAGCUCAGCCAGUAUGUUAUGAUGAUGUAAUAUAAUCCUGUACUUUAGCAUAGCUAAGCAAAGUAUGCUUGUUUACAUGUGCGAAUAUACAGAACACUACAGUGGGUUUGUUUUGUAAUGCUUUAAAUUUCAUUUUAUGCUAUUAUUAAUAAGGACACAUACAUGUUCAGUGUUACAAAUAGAACAAUCCUAACAAAAGACAGGAAAUCCAUUGUCUGAUGUACAGAACAUUACUCUGGUGGGAAUCCUGCUGGUUGUUUUUAACGCUGGCCCAAGCCUCGCUACUGGAGCCGUGUACAUUCGCGUUGCAUGUUUCUACGACACUAGAAGGAGACGGGUUAGAGACAGAAGUCUCGUUAUGAAGUGGUGCCUAGUAAUGAUCCAUACUUUGGGAACCGGAUAGACAACGGGGUCUGCCGAAAGCAAGCCACAGCUAUUUUUCUUUUUCUCUUUUUCAUUAAGAAUUUUAUUCAAUUCUUUGUGACGUACAUCAUAACUCCACACUUAACUAAAGAUCAAGUGUCGGAUCGCUCGAUUAAUAUUUACAGCUUAUGAUCGCCAAAUAUGGAUUGCACUGCAGAGAAAAUAACAUUACAUCUAUUUUUCUGAUCUUUUUCUCGCCUCAUACCAGACAAUCUAUUAUGCAUGAAUUUCUGUUCUUUUUUACAUGAAUUAAUGUCUCACAGUAUUUUGAUAGGAACUUUAUUUAUGGAUGUCUAGACGUGUUUUUUUUUUUUUUUUAAUGAAGGUGUGUAACAGUACAUGAAGAUGAAGCUUUGUUUGAUUUGCUCAACAUCUUUCACUACGCUGGUAAAAAACUGGAAAUUAGUAAUCUCUUCUCAAGCAGAUGUUGUUGUUUUAUUACUAAGGGUUUUUAUUAUAGAAAUGGUACUUGUAAACUUUGUGUUACUUUGUUUUUUUUUACAAUAUUUGGUUUUAGUUUGUGGCCAAAAUCCUGUUCACCGUACAGGCCUUGUGUUUUAAUUGGUGUAGUGAUGUCUGUAAGUGUGAUGAAGGAAUAAACUGCAGGCAGGA
Molecule: messenger RNA, 5094 nt
Organism: Clarias gariepinus (North African catfish)
Lineage: Eukaryota; Metazoa; Chordata; Actinopteri; Siluriformes; Clariidae
Gene: klhl21
Product: kelch-like family member 21
Exons: 5
Coding region: 202-2049 (615 amino acids)
Biological process (GO): protein ubiquitination
Molecular function (GO): protein binding
Source: RefSeq, a predicted model, not a curated record